GCAUGCAGAGUGUAGUGUAUGCAACCUGGCAGAGGCCGUUGGGCUUGAGCCACCGCACCAACUGUUAGGCAAAGACUCGCCCUCCAACUUCUUUGUCGAACAGGCCCUGCACACCGCAGAUCUCCCAGCUUCACCACACCUGCAAGAAGCAUUCCCAGCGGGCAUCAAA
Messenger RNA from Cladocopium goreaui, 169 nucleotides. NCBI's taxonomy places the organism in Eukaryota, Dinophyceae, Suessiales, Symbiodiniaceae. The record is from the annotation of a GenBank genome assembly.